AUGCCGGGCAGUGGAGCAAAGUCUCUAGCUAGUCGCUGGACCACGGACAGCAUGGAGCAGCCAAGCAAUCCAGGUUGGCAAUCUCUUGAGCGACCUUUUGAGAAGAUGCAACUGCAAAUUCUGGCAUUGGGAUCUGCGCGCGGUCUAUGGGAUGAGCACAUUUCUGCUACAGAUGUGCUCGCAUUCGUGGUUGAUGGAAGCGAGCAAUUUGACGAGGUUGCUUUCACGCAUUCAUUUAGUGCGGCACUUGCUCAUCUUCCAGAAGGAGCACCUGUCGUUCUGUUGGUGAACAAGGUAGAUGCAGAUCCUGAAGAAGAAGAAGCUGGAAAGAUGGCUGACAGCCAUGGAUCUGUUGUCCAGGCUAAAUGCAGUGCAGCAGCUGCCGCAUGUGCUGUCUCAAAGGCAGUUCGCCAGUGCAAGGCCUUUUUGGUCAGCGCCAAGACCAGCUACGGAUGCGAUGAGGCCUUGUCGUGCUACAAGAUGCCCUGUUCUGUUCAGAUGCCUGUCACAAGCUUUUUCCCUUUGUGUCUUGUCCUUACUCGAGAUGAUUUGGAGCUGUUGCUUCAUGGUGUUCUGGACAUUCAGGGACAAGCUCAAAUAGGUGAUCUUGCUGACCGAGAUGCUUGCCAUUCUGCCUUUUUGAAGGUCCUUAGAAGCAUUGCUUCCUUUCGACACCAGAUACAGGCUGCUGCUGAUGCUCGCCUGCCUGAUCCUGUUGCCAGAAUCUCGGCUGCUUGUAUUCUUGCAACCGUAGCCUGGGCAAGCACUCACAGCUGGCGAGUAUCAGGUGCAAGUGGAACAAGCUCUGACAGCGUAAGCAGAUCUUUGCAGCAUGCGGCAGUUGAGCCUAUGGCUGUCCAGUCUGAUUUGAUGUCGAGCAUGUUUGGUGACCUGUACACAGGCACCUCUGUGCCACUUUUGGCAGCAACCGGUUUUUUAGCGUGGCAAACCAGACCAACAGCCCCUACAGCAGAUGUGAAGCAAUCUGACACCAACAUCAGAGGCUUUCGAACUUUCGAAUUCCAAUAUCUUCUGGUUUGGUUUCUGGCCAUUACGGCGGACUGGUUGCAGGGACCCUACGUUUAUGAGUUGUACGCAUCAUAUGGAUGGAGCAAAGCCGAGAUUGCUCAGCUUUUUGUGGCUGGAUUUGCCUCUUCAAUGAUUACUGGCACUUUUAUUGGAUCUGUGGCAGAUGCUUGGGGUCGCAAAUUUUGUGCGAUUUUGUACUGCAUACUGUAUGCACUGGCUUGUUUGACCAAGCACGUGAAUGUUUACGGAGUCCUGAUGAUUGGUCGACUCCUUGGUGGGGCAGCAACGUCUCUGUUAUUCAGCACGUUUGAAUGCUGGAUGGUCGGCGAGCACAAGCGAUGUGGUUUCCCAGACCAUCUACUUCGAUAUAUGUUUGGACUCAUGUUCUUCGUUCAAUACCUUGCUGCUAUUGGCGCCGGUUGGUUGGCACAAUUUGCAGCAUCGUCUAUGCCUUUGAUGCAAUUUACAGAUUCGAUUUGGUACGGAGGCUCAACAACUCCAUUCGAUUUGUCUUUGGUCUUUCUCCUGACUGCUGCGCCUACAAUACAUUUUCUAUGGCAGGAAAACUAUGGAGAGCAAACUGAUAGCAGCGAAGGGGUUGCUGGUCUCUCUCAGAUCGGGGUAUCCUUCCAGGCAGGAUGCCAUGCCUUGGCUUCUGACUGGCGCGUGCCAUUGCUUGGGUUGGCUGUAGCCGCCUUUGAGAGCUCCAUGUACGUCUUUGUCUUCAAUUGGACUCCAGCACUAGAUUCUUGCUCCUCCACCACUCCUCCGCAUGGUCUAAUAUUCAGUGCGUUUAUGAUGGCUUGCAUGUGUGGAUCCUCCGUCUUCAACUUGCUAGACGAGUCAAUCUCGCCAAUCAAGGUUUUGUGGCCUGUUUGUCUCGCAGCAGCUCUUUCAUUGGGAGCAGUCGCGGCUUCCUUGUUUACAACUUACAGUGAAGCCACCAUAUUCUUUGGCUUCCUCGCGUUUGAAGCUUGUGUCGGAGCGUACUUUCCAUGUGUGAGCACAGUCAAAAGCCAAAUUGUUCCAGAAGAGGCACGUGCUGGCGUGUACAAUGUGUAUCGUGUGCCGCUCAACCUUUGCGUUGUACUACUUCUACUUGGAGAUCUUGAGCUGAAGACGUCCUUCGCCAUUUGCAGCACACUGCUACUAACUUCUGUGAUUGCCAUUGCCCUCAUAGGAGCUCAACCUCGCAGGAUAGGUAAAGGGCACACUUGCAGGUGCAGGCUUUUUGGCAGACGGAAUGUCGGCUGCCCGUACCCCACCAAAUUCGCAGGCCACAUGCUGAGCCUGGUCGCUGCUUUCUUCGCAGAGGGUUUGCUGACGUUUGCAUCGAGCCCUGCUGUCAAAGGUUCUCUAAGAGUCGCUCGUCGCGCUCAAGGGCAACCAGACCUUCCAGAUGCAGGCAUUGCAGUGAUUGAGAAGGUGGACAGAAAGACGCAGAUGAAGGAGCAGUUUGAGAAAGAGAAGUGGUGGAGAGUGCUUUUGCACAACGAUGAUAUCCACACCUUCGAGUAUGAAGUUGCAAAAGCGCAAGAGGAGGACGAGGACGAGGACGAGGACGAGGAGGAAGAUGACGAUGCUCCAGAUGAACCUCCCCCACCACCUGUUAGCAUGUCCAGGCAGCGAGCCUCGGUGAGUGCUGAGGCUUAUGGCUCUUGGAAUCAGAAGAAACCUUUUGAUCCACCAAAGCACACAAAGACCGAGGAGCAGGCAGAAAGGCUACGCCGUAUUCUGUCCAGGUCAUUCAUGUUCUCUUCGCUGGCGAAAGCAGACUUUGACGUAGUUUUGCUUGCCAUGAAAGAGGUCUCUUUUCUCCCUGGGGAACGAAUCAUCAAAGAAGGUGAUGACGGGGACUUUCUCUGUUUGAUCGAAGAAGGCAAUCCGGAAUGCAAGAAGCUGAUCGACGGAGAGGAGAAGGUGGUCAAGCAAUGCGCUCCAGGAGACAUUUUCGGGGAGCUCGCGCUUCUCUACAAUGCAAAACUGGCUGCAAGCGUUUAUGCAACUGACACGUGCGUUGCCUGGCAGUUGGAUAGGGAAACUUUCAACCACAUCGUGAAGGAAGCGGCCUCCCGACAGACGGGAAAAUAUGUUGAUCUGCUGGAGAAGGUCACCAUUUUUUUCUCCCUUGACGACUGCCAGAGAGUGCAAGUUUCAGAUGCCUUGAAGAGUCAAACAUUUGAGAAGGAUGCAAUCGUGAUUCAGCAAGGUGAUGAAGGACAUGACUUCUACAUCGUGGAGGAGGGGUCCUUGGUGGCCUUGAAGCAGCGAGAUGGCUCGGAGCCUGUGGAGGUCAUGCAGUACUCUGCUGGAAGCUACUUUGGUGAGCUAGCCAUGCUGAGGGAGGAACCACGUGCUGCCAGUGUGAAGGUCACCAGUGACACAGCAAAGGUCUUGUCGCUGGAUCGUAGGUCCUUCGAACGGUUGCUUGGACCGCUGCGUGAGUUGCUGCUGAAAAAGGCAGUGGAAUACACGUGA
Messenger RNA from Cladocopium goreaui, 3507 nucleotides. The record is from the annotation of a GenBank genome assembly. NCBI's taxonomy places the organism in Eukaryota, Dinophyceae, Suessiales, Symbiodiniaceae.